This is a messenger RNA of Folsomia candida, 1308 nucleotides long. RefSeq lists its product as uncharacterized. The coding region runs from base 1 to 1308 and encodes 435 amino acids. The transcript has a single exon. Gene Ontology annotation, molecular function: ribonucleoside-diphosphate reductase activity, thioredoxin disulfide as acceptor. Lineage: Eukaryota; Metazoa; Arthropoda; Collembola; Entomobryomorpha; Isotomidae. The record is from RefSeq and is a predicted model, not a curated record. Gene Ontology annotation, biological process: deoxyribonucleotide biosynthetic process. Gene Ontology annotation, cellular component: cytosol.
AUGGCUAAACCAAAGCAAAUCAUGAACUUUAUUCGGUCAGAAACUGAUCUCUUCUCUGAACCCGGUUACGACUUGACUCUUUCCAGUUCACACCGAGUUGAUUAUCAUCCAAUAACAAACAUUUCGGAUCGAUCCACUCCGCUAACGUUUAUAAUUCAAGGAAACGACUCACAAUACAUUGACUUUUCUGAAACUCAACUCUACAUUCUCUGCAAGAUAGUAAAUAGCAAAGGUGGAGAUAGAGAUGCCACACAAAAUGAUACUGCCCCGAUUAACAAUUUCUUGCAUUCAAUGUUUAGUCAAGUGGCUAUUUAUUUUAAUGAUACACAAAUCACUUCUCCAACUUCGCUAUACCCCUACAAAGCCUAUUUGGAGACUCUUUUGUCUUUCGGAAAAGAAUAUACCAAAACUCAAGCAAUGGCUGCACUUUACCACAAAGAAGCAGAUCCAACUACAAUCGACGAGGGGUGGAAGACUCGAGAGAAAUUGGCGAACAGCAGCAAAGUCUUUGAACUGUGUGGAAAGCUGAAGACAGAUAUAUUUAAUCAAAACAGAUUCUGCAUUCCAGGCAUCGAUAUCAAAAUUGUACUUUAUCGAGCACCAGACAGUUUUUGUCUACUCAGCAAGGCUCCAACAAGUGGAACUGCACAAGAUGCAGCACAACUUCACAUUAUGGAAGCCAAAAUCGUUGUUCAAAAACAUACUCUACUUCCAUCAAUUACUAUGGGUCAUUUAAGAUUAAUGGAAAAGGGGCUACCUGCAUGUUAUCCUAUGCGAAGAGGAGACAUGAAAUCAUUUUCACUGUCAGCCGGAACUCUGCAAUAUACAAACGAGAGUUUAAUCACAGGACUUUUGCCAGAUCGGAUAGUAGUUGGCAUCGUCUCAAGUAAAGCCGUACAUGGUCAUUACAAUGAAAACCCAUUUAACUUUAUUCAAGCCGAUAUAUCAAGCAUCACUGUAACCGUGAACUCGGAGCAAGUAACAUCUCAAACGUUCGAACUUGACUUUGAUAAUAAGAAAAGUAUUGAAGCAUACUUUAGCGUAUUUUCGGGACUAGGACUAUCAAAUCUUGACACUGGAAUAGAACUAACAUUUGACAAUUUCAAAACUGGAAGAACUCUCUACGUUUUUGACUUGAGACAUCAACACGAUGGAUUCGCUAUACCUAGACAUGGCAGUGUGAAAAUUGAGAUAAAGUUACGAAAUGCAACUACAACUGCGCUAACAGUUCUUUGUCAUUGUGAUUAUCAAUCAGUUCUGUUUGUUGACAAGAAUCGUCAUAUUUACUUUAAAGACUACUCCAUGUGA